Synchiropus splendidus (mandarinfish) is the source of this 1884-nucleotide messenger RNA. It is a transcript of the gene krr1, whose product is annotated as KRR1 small subunit processome component homolog. Bases 19 to 1179 code for a protein of 386 amino acids. Gene Ontology annotation, cellular component: small-subunit processome; nucleolus. The transcript has 10 exons. The record is from RefSeq and is a predicted model, not a curated record. Gene Ontology annotation, molecular function: RNA binding. NCBI's taxonomy places the organism in Eukaryota, Metazoa, Chordata, Actinopteri, Syngnathiformes, Callionymidae.
UUCCGCUCCGGCACAGUAAUGGCGUCGACUAGUGUCGGAGACGGCGUGAGAGAAGCUCCAAGUGGAAAGAAAUUGAAAAAGAGCAAAGAACAAGCGGUGGAUGAAGCUGAACUCCUGACUGUUCCUGAUGGAUGGAAGGAGCAGCCGUUCACCAAGGAGGACAACCCGCGAGGUUUGCUGGAGGAGAGCAGCUUUGCCACUCUUUUCCCCAAAUACAGAGAAGCCUACCUGAAAGACUGCUGGCCACUCGUGGAGAAAGCUUUAGGAGAAGUGAAUAUAAAAGGCUCCCUGGACCUGAUUGAGGGCAGCAUGUCUGUCUGCACCACCAAGAAGACCUAUGAUCCCUAUGCCAUUAUCCGAGCUAGAGACCUGAUCAAACUGCUGGCCAGAAGCGUUCCAUUUGAGCAGUCUGUACGGAUACUACAGGAUGACGUGGCCUGUGACAUCAUCAAGGUCGGGACCUUGGUGAGGAACAGAGAGCGGUUUGUGAAGCGACGGCAGCGGCUGAUCGGCCCCAAAGGCUCCACAUUAAAAGCACUAGAACUGUUAACCAGCUGCUACGUGAUGGUGCAGGGGAACACAGUCUCUGCGAUCGGACCCUUCAAUGGACUGAAGGAGGUUCGAAAGGUUGUCAUGGACACCAUGAAGAACAUCCAUCCCAUCUAUAACAUCAAGACUCUGAUGAUCAAGAGAGAGCUCUCCAAAGACCCAGACCUGAGGAUGCAGAGCUGGGAGAGAUUCCUGCCUCACUUUAGACACAAACACCUCAACAAGCGCCAGCAGCCCAAGAAGAAGCAUGUGAAGAAGGAGUACACACCCUUCCCCCCACCACAGCCUGACAGCAAGGUGGACAAAGAACUGGCGACAGGCGAGUACUUCCUGCGUGAGAGUGUGAAGAAGAGGAAGAAAAUGGAGGAGAUAAAGGUCAAACAAGCAGAAGCUGUGACUAAAAAGCAGCAGCAGAGGAAUCAAGCAUUUGUUCCUCCUAAAGAGAAGCCGCUGCUGAAGAAGACCAGCAAAGCUCCGGAAGAAGCGCAUCUGGACAUCCAGGCUAUUAAAGACAAAGUGAAAAAAGCCAAAAGUAAGAAGCUGGGCGCCCCUCCUGCCACCCCAGCUCCCACUGUCGUCAGCCGCGCCAGCAACAAGAAGAAAAUGAACAAAAUCAAAAAGCAGAGCUGAUGGCGACGGUCACGUGACCUUCAGACAGACACGUGUUUGUCUUGAAAGUUAACAGCAGAACUUUUUUACACGUUUAUUUGUAAAUAUUUAUAUUUCCUCUGGUGAAUCUGUGAUCACAACUUCUAAUAAAAUGAAGGAAAAAAAGAUUUCCUGCUUCUGGUCAAAUGACCAUCUCAAAGUAGACUUAAGUAGACUUUUUUUGUUUUCUGUGGUCAGUGUUUAUACAAAACAAAUUUCCACUGCAUUAGUUUCCAUGGUCUGACAAUUCUUUAGUAAAACACACAUUUUGCAUUCCUAUCUUGCUAUAUAUAUUUUUGUAUAUUUGCAUUGCAAACUCAUUGCUUGUCUGGUAAUAUUUAUUCACAAAUUUAGAUUAUUUAAGAAAUCUGUAACCACUUGUGAAGAAUUCCUCGCAGUGCGUGCUGCAGAGGUGUUCCUCUGUGAUGUAUGAAGGAGUUCCUUUGGGUCAGAGGCCCAGGUGAAGGCAUGUUUUAUAUAUACUCAGCUUUUAUGAUGUGGGUUGACCGUCUCCAUGACACAAAAUGGCGUCUACUCAUAGCAGAAGACGUUGGGGUAAAAGUGGUGGACCACAUACGCGGCCACGAAUGUGCAGAUGAGGGCAACCGGUCGCGUGACCAGAACAGCAACGUAGCUGGUGCCGCUUGAUUUGAGGGCAGGAUCCCAGUCUGGGGUCCAGUUGUAACC